Molecule: messenger RNA, 2078 nt
Organism: Tympanuchus pallidicinctus (lesser prairie-chicken)
Lineage: Eukaryota; Metazoa; Chordata; Aves; Galliformes; Phasianidae
Gene: SERHL2
Product: serine hydrolase like 2
Exons: 12
Coding region: 555-1463 (302 amino acids)
Source: RefSeq, a predicted model, not a curated record
CAGGCUACCUGUGGGUCUCGGCGAGCUAGAAGGGUUAGGGCUAAUGGAGGGAUGUUCAGGACAGUCCUGAAGGAGCCCUGGAGGCCGGUUUCUGUGCUGGAGGGGGUUUACUUGGAGCUUAGGGUUAAAGUUCCCUUCCAACCCAACCAACUCUAUGUGCUGAUGAAGCUCAGCAACUGACAGGCAGAUUGGCAGCAGUGAGACAGGUGUGUGUGCCAGCAGGUGCCUGGUGGGUCGUGGGCUCAUCUCAUUGUGGCCGAGAGGAGCAUGUGGGAGGGUGGCAGCAGGAGACCUGCUGUGUGACAUACUCUGUAGGAGAUGCAGGAGAGGAGAAAUCACAGUUUGAAGGAGGAGAAGGAGGCAGUAAUCUAGUACAGGAGGCAGCAUCCUUAUUCCCAGGAAGAAAAGACUCCCUCUUUUCCUAGGAGCAUCGUUAGUACGUGCUGGGAGGAGGAGUCCCCAAACAGAGCUCUAGGCUGUUAACAAGCUCCCUGGGACGUGUUCUAAGCACGUGGCUCUCAGGGGACAUCACUUGAGAGUGCUUUAUUUUGGGCAUGUUCUCGGAGGUGAAGUUCCCCGUGCCCUGGGGCCAUGUGGCAGCCAAGGCCUGGGGACCCCCCGAGGGACACCCCGUGCUGUGCUUGCAUGGCUGGCUGGACAACGCCAACACCUUUGACAGGCUUAUUCCACUGCUCCCCACAGAUUGCCGGUACGUGGCAAUGGAUUUUUCUGGCCAUGGCUUGUCAUCUCACCGGCCUGCAGGCUCCCCUUACUAUUUCCUAGAUUAUGUGAGCGAUGUGCGCCGCGUGGCAGCUGCAUUGCGGUGGAGACGGUUCACCCUGAUGGGUCACAGUAUGGGUGGGUCUGUGGCAGGAAUGUUUGCUUUCAUUUAUCCUGAGAUGGUGGACAAGCUGAUCUUGCUGGAAAACCUUGGCUUUCUACUAGCUCCAGAGGACACUGAGGCAUGGCUGAAAUCCAAGCGGCUGGCUAUCGAUAGAUUACUGAGUCUAGAAGCAAAGCAGCAAGCUCCCAGAGCACGUAGCCCCAAAGCAGCACUGCAGAGGCUUUUAGAAGCAAACAGACAUCUGACAGCAGAGGGUGGGGCAAUCCUGCUGCAGCGAGGAGCAACUGAGACACCCACUGGGCUGGUGUAUAACAGAGACAUGAGAGUCCGUACGAGUCGAGAGUACCUCACUGUGGAACAGUGUGUGAAGCUCCUGCAGAAGAUCAAGGACCGUGUUCUCAUCAUAGUAGCACAAGAUGGACUCUUAGUACCACAUAAGCUAGAGAGCAGAAAUCAGUUUGUGAAAUCCUUACGGGAGGCAUUUGAGCAUACCCUCAAAGAGGACAUCCAGCUAGUAGAGGUGCCUGGGAGUCAUUUUGUGCACCUGAAUGAACCCGAGGUGGUGUCUGGGAUCAUCAGCAACUUCCUGACAGCGCAGAACACCAGAGCAAGGCUCUAAGCAGUCACUGCAACAGCAGUCCAGGACAAGAAGUAGCUCAAAAUCUGACUCUGGAGAAACUGUCACCAUUCCUACCUCACAUCCAAUGUCGGUUUCAUGCUACUUCUUCCUAAGCUGAGCUCUCUGAAGGGGUGAAUGCAGAUCUGCAAAGUUAGAUACACAGUAGCUUUCCCCUUUCUUCUUCCUAACUUCUGUAUCCUAAAAUGGAUCAGGAAUACAGGCAGAAGCUCCUCAGGGAGCAGCAGCACUAGCAGCUGUAGCAGUGCAAGAGAGAGGUAGCUCAUUCUUUCCUCCUCUCUCAGCAUGAAGUGACAAGUCUCCUCCCAGGGCUAAGCCAGUUGAAAAAAAACAGGAAAGAGUUCUGCUUCUCUGCUUAUUUCCACGAUUGCCUGAGCUCAGGCAGCCUCAACCUCUCUUCUACUGUGAGGGCUGCUGCUUUUUUUAAUAAUCAGCUUAAAUGAGAGCUCACCUGGGUACAGAAGGCCAUUUCAAUGAACUGCUGGGAAAUGAGUCAUUAAUCCUCUAGCUGAAGCAGCUGUGAGAACUAUUAGUAAUGGAAAAGUUGGCAGAGGUGAUUUCUGUCCUUCUAAAUAAAGAUUGAUCUUCCACUGUUAA